Molecule: messenger RNA, 973 nt
Organism: Cutaneotrichosporon oleaginosum
Lineage: Eukaryota; Fungi; Basidiomycota; Tremellomycetes; Trichosporonales; Trichosporonaceae
Biological process (GO): protein transport to vacuole involved in ubiquitin-dependent protein catabolic process via the multivesicular body sorting pathway
Cellular component (GO): ESCRT I complex
Molecular function (GO): protein-containing complex binding
Source: RefSeq, a predicted model, not a curated record
GUCAUAUCGCCAUCUCAUAACCAGCACUGAGCAUCGUUCUCGCCGCAACGCAGACUACUCCGACUUGUCACCUCGUUUCGUCCGUCUCCUUGCCCAUCACGCCUAUACUAGGAGUCGACUCAACGUCUUCAAGCGACCUUCCACCCACUGCGACGGUGCAGCGCCGCCCACCAGAGCGCAAGCACAUCCUCCCCUCCCUCCUUCCCCCGUCCUCCCGUCGCCAUGAACCUUGACGAAGAAGUGCGACUGUACACAACUAACGCGGAGCGCGAGCGCACGGAGAAUCUGGCGACGCUGUACAGCAUCAUCGUAUCGCUGGACCUUCUGGAGCGCGCUUACGUCCGCGACUCGGUCACAUCGAAGGACUAUGCGCCAGCAUGUACACGCUUGUUAGCGCAGUACAAGAGCUUGAUGAAGCUGGUCGGCGAGGAGAUUGGCGGCGUCGAAACGUUCAUGAAGCGGUAUCGGAUGGACCAUCCCGCCGCACUGCAUCGCCUGACGGUUGGCGUGCCAGCCACGGUCGAGCACUCGGCCGAUGAGAACACUGGAGAUAGCGCCAAGAACGUUGCAGAGGCUACUCAGGCGUUCAUCACAUUCAUGGACGCGCUCAAGCUCAACUUGCGCGCCAAAGAUCAGUUGCAUCCGCUCCUCACCGAAGUCAUGGCCGGUUACGCCAAGUUCAAAGCGAGCGCCGAGUGGGAGGGUCGAGCCAAAAUUAUCCACUGGCUCAUCACGCUCAACGCGAUGCAAGCUGCAGACGAGAUCACGGAGGAGCAGUCACGACAGAUGCUUUUCGACAUCGAGAACGCGUACAACGAAUUCUUCCGGUCACUGGGCAAGGCAUAGGGUAAUAUACAGUGUCAUUAAUUGUGUACAAUCUAGAUAACCAGAGGAGCGGGAUACGACGCGAAAGGGAAGGAGCAGGCUAAAGCUCGACGUCGAGCUCAAGGCCGAGCUUCUGCGUCAUGGCAGC